AUGGCAGCAGAGCCGCCGUCCAGCCUCUCCUACCGCACCACGGGCUCCACCUGCCUGCACCCGCUCAGCGAGCUCCUGGGCAUCCCUCUGGACCAGGUGAAUUUUGUGGCAUGCCAGGUCUUUGCUCUGUUUGCUGCGUUGUGGUUUCGCAUCUACUUAAGUCCUGGUAAAACCAGUCCCAAUGUCCGGCACGCAUUUGUCACCAUUUUUGGCAUCUAUUUUGUCAUCUUUUGUUUUGGCUGGUACUCCAUACACCUUUUUGUGCUGGUGUUAAUGUGCUACGGGAUCAUGGUCACCGCAAACGUAUCCAGUAUUCACAGAUACUCCUUUUUUGUAGCAAUGGGAUACCUUACAAUAUGUCACAUCAGCCGCAUAUACAUUUUCCACUAUGGAAUCCUCACUACGGAUUUCUCUGGGCCUCUGAUGAUUGUCACACAGAAGAUCACGACCUUGGCAUUCCAAGUUCAUGAUGGAUUAGGUCGAAGAGCUGAAGACCUCUCUGCUGAGCAACAUCGACUUGCUGUGAAAGUAAAACCCUCUUUUUUGCAAUACUUAAGCUACCUUCUCAACUUCAUGAGUGUCAUAGCUGGCCCUUGCAACAAUUUCAAGGAUUAUAUAGCCUUUAUUGAGGGGAGACACAUACACACGAAGUUGCUGGAAGUGAACUGGAAGCAGAGAGGUUUCCACAGCCUACCAGAGCCUUCUCCCACUAGAGCUGUGAAACACAAGCUGUGCAUGACCUUGGUGUCUCUCCUCCUGUUUUUGACGCUCACGAAGUCCUUCCCUGUCACCUGCCUGGUCGAUGACUGGUUUGUUCAUAAAGCAAACUUUCUGACUCGACUCUGCUACUUAUAUAUUGUCAUGCAAGCCUCAAAGCCCAAGUAUUACUUUGCCUGGACAUUAGCAGACGCCGUGAAUAAUGCAGCUGGCUUUGGGUUCAGCGGAGUGGAUAAGAAUGGAAAUUUCUGUUGGGAUCUGCUUUCUAACCUAAACAUCUGGAAAAUUGAGACUGCCACAAGUUUCAAAAUGUACUUAGAAAACUGGAAUAUUCAGACAGCUACUUGGCUGAAGCGAGUAUGCUAUGAACGGGUUCCAUGGUACCCCACGGUGCUAACCUUUGUCUUGUCUGCCUUGUGGCAUGGUGUCUAUCCUGGAUACUAUUUUACCUUCUUAACUGGAAUCCUCAUCACAGUAGCAGCCAGAACGGUGAGGAACAACUACAGAUGUUACUUCCUUUCCUCAAGAGCCCUCAAGGUUGUGUAUGAUGUGGUCACCUGGGCAGUCACUCAGCUGGCUGUCUCUUACACUGUUGCACCCUUUGUCAUGUUGGCAGUUGAGCCAACCAUCAGCUUAUACAAGUCCAUGUAUUUUUAUUUACACAUCAUAAGUCUCCUGAUAAUACUCUUUCUGCCAAUCAAACCACACGCUCAUACCCAGAGGCAGCCUCAGACUCUGAACUCCGUUAAUAAGAAAAAAAAAAGACUGAUACCUCCAAGGAAGCUGAGCAGUGCAGGGAGUAUUUUAUAAAGCCUUUUCUAUGAUUAAGUCAGCCAUGUCCAGUUGAUUUAAUAUUGCCGAGGACAUUUGAGUGGUGUGGAGGAAUGUGGAGACUGUGCUGGUGUUGCAGAGACCAUCCAUUCUGGGCUGCUGGGUCUUUGCUUUUCUGGCAUGAUUUCCAGCCACUGGAACCCGGGCACCUGCUCCAGAAGGCAGAAGGUGGUUGCUGACGGAGCUUGUCUUCCCGAACAUACCCAGACACAGUUGUUCUUGGGGAAGCCCCAGACCCGUUGACCACAGCGACUACACAGAAGACCAUGGAGGAGAGGGAUCCUGCAAAAAGGACCCCGGAGGACUUGCCGUGAACACUUGAAUGGACUGAAAGUCAGGCAUGCCCUGAAGUAGGCUGCAUUUUUUCCCCCAGGGAUAUGACUCUUCCCUUUUUUCUUUGAACUGAGCCAAGAUCGGAAAUCAGAAAGUCUCCUGUGCACGUACCCCAGGAGUCUAGGAAGGGCUACGGUUUUCCAUUUCACAUGCGCCAUCUGCCUUGCCCAGGGAUGGCCCUGAGAAAACACCCAAAUGUUUGCACCAUCAGAGGCAGCAGAAUGUCUUUUAAAUAAUUUUUUUAAAGUAAAUUUAUAUAGGAGCUUGGUAAGAAGCAACAUUUUUCUCUUUGCUCCCUCCAUUUCAUAGAGGGGUGAAUGAUCAUGGCUAUGAUGCACACAUGGGCUGAUUUUCACUUUUCUGAUUUUGCAGCUGAUGAAACCUGUUUUAGUUGAAUCAUCAUAUUGGAAAGCAGACAUUGAAGAUGAUUUUCUAUCUUUGUUAUGAAUGUGCUGUGGUUCCUUUCAGGGACUUCUAUUGGGUGAUAAUUCUAUUUGGCAGAAGGAGACAUGGUAUUAAAUGUGCAAAAUAAUAAUGAUGAUGCUGAUAAUUGUAUGGUACAAUGGUGUGCCCUCAAAUAAAUGCCUUGGGAGGAGAGAAUUUCUUCAAAUCAG
Molecule: messenger RNA, 2495 nt
Organism: Neomonachus schauinslandi (Hawaiian monk seal)
Lineage: Eukaryota; Metazoa; Chordata; Mammalia; Carnivora; Phocidae
Gene: MBOAT1
Product: membrane bound O-acyltransferase domain containing 1
Exons: 14
Coding region: 1-1527 (508 amino acids)
Biological process (GO): lipid modification
Cellular component (GO): membrane
Molecular function (GO): acyltransferase activity
Source: RefSeq, a predicted model, not a curated record